AUUUAAAGAACACAAAUUACUUAGCAACUGGGUACUUCCGUUCAUGGCUGAAAUUUAGUGCCGAAAAGAUUAUAAUCCUAAUGGAGAGAUUUACUUAAGAAAUAUUUGACAUUUGCUCAGGGAAUACACGCGGGUAUAUAUGUGAGAUUCGGGAUCUUGCCCCCCAGAAAGCCAGUAGGAUGAGCGACAUUGAUAUGAUGUCGCGUAGUGACGGGCGGAUGGCGAGCGCCGCUAGCUCCUUCACCUACGUCCCAUUUGGAUUCACAUCCAAGACACAGUAUGAUGCCAAUGAGUCCCUCAUCCAGAUUCGAAGUGAGAAUUUCUCAAAGGUCGAGCCCGAGAAGGACAAUGACAUUUGGAAACGCCCACCUCCAGACUUUCGGCCCCAGGUUUUUGCACCAAAACCACCUAAAAGAAACUCUAGAGAAGCCAUGAGACCUGAAAAUUAUGGAACAUUUCCUGGGAAGCAUAAAACUGUGAAGAGACCCGAAAGGAAUGUUAUACCUCAUAUGCUUCGUCCGGCAAAACCCGAGGAGGGUAGGAUGAUUCUCCGGUACCAUAUAGAUCGACCAUUUACUGCAAAGAAAAAAUUCGUCACGGAGGGAAUGUACAAAGCUGGAAAAUACUCAAAUCCCAAGCCUCAUGAUUUUAGAGGAUAUCCUCCAAUCAAAAAGCUAGGACUUGAUGAGUUUAUGACAGACUAUGAGAAGGACCCAUUUAAUAUUCACUUCCACACGGGCAGAUUAAAUACAAUUCAUGGAGUUCCUAUGGAUAAAGCUGCUGACAGAGACAUUCGUGGAAGGCAGAUGGCGCCACCUAAAACCCCGGAUAAAAAGUAUGAUGCUGAUUGGAUAUUACCGAAGGGACCUUGGCCCACAAAACCAGGCGAACUAAAUAGACAUCGAUUACGACAUCGCCCUGCCCAUUCGGCGUUUAUGGAUCGUGUGGACCGGACAUUACAUCUUCAAUGGGCAAAGGAGAAAAUGGACAAAGAAAUUGAAAAUAUUGCCAGCUGAUGAAACUGCAUUUUAAUCAAUAAUUCGUAUAUGUGUUUGAAAGUGGAGUUAUUUUCCUUGCACGUGCAUCUUUUAUGUUGAAUGUUUACAAUCUAAUUUCGAAACAUUCGAGGAUUAACACCCAAAUGUAUCAGAGGCAUUCAGCCAACUGAACUAUUCGUAUACGGUUGAUAAUGUCAUACCUUUGGGAACAUGGAUUCUCCAAGGAAAAAAAAAACUCAAAGCGUACAUGGGAGCACAUAGUUCUUCUCUCUCUGGAAUUAACGCCAUGAUUACAAUUUUCAGUUCAACUCUUAGAAGACACAUCACUUUUCGAACAAUUGCUAUGAUACAGAUGAAGUGAAAAGGCUUUAAAUCGGAAUCUUUGGCGAACAUAUGGUCUGUGAUAUUUAUGUCUGUGAUAGCUACUUUUUACAUGAAAUGUGGGUGACGAUUUUUGCUAUCCUUCCGCUUUCAUUUUUGUCGAAAUCAUAAAGAGGAUACCUCGAUCUGAAAGAAUAAAAUUAAAAUAUCA
Molecule: messenger RNA, 1530 nt
Organism: Saccostrea echinata
Lineage: Eukaryota; Metazoa; Mollusca; Bivalvia; Ostreida; Ostreidae
Exons: 5
Coding region: 180-1016 (278 amino acids)
Source: RefSeq, a predicted model, not a curated record